CGGGUCCUGGUCGUCCUGGCCGCGGUGGCGGCCACCGGCGCCUUCCUGCGCCGGCCGCGCGGCCUCAAGCACACCAAGCCCGAGUUCUGGAUGGAUUCGCUUAUAUGUUGGCUGAACAUGGCUAUGACGUCUGGACUCUAAACUACCGAGGCAGCUUCUACUGUCGGAAGCACAAAACGCUGACCACCAAGGACCACGAUUUCUGGGACUUCAGCUGGCACGAGAACGGCGUGAUCGACCAGGCCGAGAGCAUCGACUACAUCCUCAAGGUGACGGGCAAGAAGAAGGUGAUCGCGCUCGGCCACUCCAUGAGCAGCAGCGCGUUGACGGUGCUGCUGGCGGAGCGGCCCGAGUACAACGACAAGGUCAUGGGGCAGGUGCUGCUGGCGUCGCCCGCCUACUACGAGCACCCCACCGGCAUCAUGGCCUACCUCAGCCACUUCAUCAAGAUCAUCCCCGGCGCGGAGGUGGGUUCCUCCGCCAAUGUGGAGAACGAUUUGUUCGUCGGCUUCGACAAGCCCUACCCCCAGUCCUGCUACGUCCACUACAAACCCAAGAUGCUGCCGUUCUGCAGACGUCUCAUCGAGUUCAUCAUGGGCCCGUUCCACGAGCCCGUCGACGACGAGCUGCUGCAGCUGACCAUGCACCACUACCCCGCCGGAUCCUCCAUCAGGCAGAUGCAGCACUACGCGCAGUGUAUGAACUCGAAGAGGUUCGCGCAGUACGACUACGGCAAGGACAGGAACCGGGACUUGUACGGCCAGGACCUGCCGCCGUUGUACAACCUGACCAACAUCAGGACCCCCACUUACGUGGUGUACGCGCUGGGGGACGGCAAUGUCAACUGGAGGGACGCGAUAACUUUCGCCAAGAACCUUGCCCCCGGGGUCUUGAAGAAACUUUACAGGGUGCCACCAAAGGACUUCUGCCACAUCGACUACCUGAUCGCCCGAGACGCCAAAGAGCUUAUCUACGACCCUGUCAUCAACUUCGUCGACGAAAUCAAAGCAAACGAUGCGAACCGUGACUGAAUCCUGUGACUGUAAAUUAAGAAAAAAGCAGCAAUAUUUGUUUUAGGAUACUGUAAAAGUCUCGUGAUGGUGACCCCACAAUGGGUCGGUCGGCCGAUCAGAGGUGUUUGCCACGCUGAGAGAGAAUGGGAUUCGAAUCUCAAGUCAAACAACUCUUUCCACAGCCAGAUUGUUGAUAUAUCUGAAACCCGGUACCAUCACUCAAAAGUUGAUCGCAACUCUUCGGAGUGGUUGGGUGGGAACUCUUUUGCAUCCGAGUGUGAGCUAGCUCUUGUACACAUAGAGGGACGCGCCAUCUAUUAAGACGGGAUUACCUUCAUUUUCGCUCGGCAACAUCUGACAAUAACGUAACGAUUUUCCGUAACGUAAGGUUUCCAUCACGUGUGUUCUUACGGGAGCACCCACAGUCGUCUUAUUUUAUUUACGAUUUCUUAUCUUACGGCGGAGGCUCUUACUUAUUUUUCGUCCGUGUCCGAAUAUCCGAACAGCAUGGAAAGAGAGGAGGAUUUCCGUAAAAUAAGGUGUCCUUACGUUAUUUCGGGCGCGCUUGAUUCGAAUUCGACCAAUGGGAGCAAGCAAGGGAUAGAUUUUGAGAAACAAACAUUGGUCCGCGAAAAAGGGAAAGAUAAAGAAGAGAAAGACGUCCUCCGCAUCGUCGUCUGAGUUUGUUUUUAUUUUCGUGCUAGGUUAUGUUGACCUGCACACUAACGUAAAAUAGACUUUGAGGAUAAAAGCUCUAUUUCGAAAACCUUAUUUUACGGAAAAAUCUUACGGACGAUCGUUACGUUAUUUACAAGCGAAAACGAGGCUAAACCCGCCUUUAGACACGCGUGGGUGGGUUGGGGUUUAGGGAGGGAGAGGGACGUCCCUUACAUGCACGCGUCUCUCAGGAGACCGUCCGACCGACCGUCUCCUGGGAUCACUUUUAUUACAGAAACGUGUGUUAGGGUUGAU
Messenger RNA from Thrips palmi, 1985 nucleotides. RefSeq names its product lipase 1-like. The record is from RefSeq and is a predicted model, not a curated record. The coding region runs from base 105 to 1031 and encodes 308 amino acids. NCBI's taxonomy places the organism in Eukaryota, Metazoa, Arthropoda, Insecta, Thysanoptera, Thripidae. The transcript has 7 exons.